This is a messenger RNA of Micropterus dolomieu (smallmouth bass), 4375 nucleotides long. RefSeq names its product N-alpha-acetyltransferase 40, NatD catalytic subunit (gene naa40). The record is from RefSeq and is a predicted model, not a curated record. Gene Ontology annotation, molecular function: histone H4 acetyltransferase activity; protein N-terminal-serine acetyltransferase activity; histone H2A acetyltransferase activity. The coding region runs from base 323 to 1042 and encodes 239 amino acids. Gene Ontology annotation, cellular component: nucleus. The transcript has 8 exons. Lineage: Eukaryota; Metazoa; Chordata; Actinopteri; Centrarchiformes; Centrarchidae.
GGAGACGAGAGGAAAGGAAAGGGCAAAGGAAGGGACCCGUAAUAAAUUCAGCCUCGCACUCUUGGCGCCAAUCCGAUUUAAAGAGAAAGAAAAAAACAGAAACAUUUUCAUUGACGUUUUUAAUGAAAGUUCGCCUGACUGCUGCUUCUCCCAUCGGUCGGUGCCGUUAGCCAGCUAGCCUCGUUAGCACACUAUCUAUCAUUGCCAUAUUAAUCUGGCCCUCUUCUCUCUGUAGUCACGAUACUAAUAAGUCAGCAGCAGUAGAGCACGGGGACAAUAGAGGUGUGUUUCUACAGGGGGAUCGAUAAGACACAGCUGCGAAAUGGGGAGGAAGUCCAACAGAGCGAAGGAGAAGAAAGCCAGACGUCUGGAGGAGAGGGCAGCUAUGGAUGCCGUCUGUGCCAAGGUGGACGCAGCCAAUAAGCUUGAUGACCCACUGGCUGCCUUCCCAGCCUUCAAAAAGUACGACAGAAAUGGGCUGAACCUGCAGAUAGAGUGUAAGAGAGUGACCACCCUCAACCCGCUGUCCGUCGAGUGGGCCUUCGAACUCACCAGAGCCAACAUGCAGGCGCUGUAUGAGCAGAGCGAGUGGGGGUGGAAGGAGAGGGAAAAGAGGGAUGAGAUGAACGACGAGAGGGCGUGGUACCUACUGGCCCGCGACGGCGACUCUGCCCCCGUGGCCUUCUCUCACUUCCGAUUCGACGUGGAGUGUGGGGAGGAGGUUUUAUAUUGCUAUGAGGUGCAGCUAGAGAGCAGAGUGCGGAGGAAAGGACUCGGCAAGUUCCUCAUCCAGAUACUACAGCUCAUUGCUAACAGUACACAGAUGAAGAAAGUGAUGCUGACAGUUUUCAAACACAACCACGGGGCUUACCAGUUCUUCAGAGAAGCUUUACAGUUUGAGAUUGAUGAGACUUCGCCGAGCAUGUCCGGUUGCUGCGGCGACGACUGCUCUUACGAGAUCCUCAGCCGGCGGACCAAACACGGCGAGGCCUCUGCGGGACACACCCACGGGGGCGGGCACUGCGGAGGCUGUUGCCACUGAGCCACUCAAAGCUCCACCAUCUUUGUGAUUUUGGUUAAAAAGCCAGCAACUUUCAUGGCUGUGUGUGAAAGCUUGAGCUGCCUGCUACUCUACAAGCGUUUUUGAGUUUGAGCGGCCGUAGAGUGCCGUUAGAAAUGAACCGAUGGUGGAAUACCUGGCUACAGAUAUUGAUGUCGCAUUAUGGAUUGAGAUUUAUGUUUGUUUUUUUUGUGUAUUCCUGUUACAAACGCAGUAUGCAGUGUGAGCUUUCACACAUAGCUCCUAUUUUUUCUUUCCUACUACAAUUCAAUGUCUAUCUUUUUUUUUUUUUUUUUUCCCCCCCCCUUCUCUUUUCCCAGUUAAUGAUGACAAUUGGUAAUUUCCAGUCAAGAUAAAGCUAAUGCAUUGCUGACACUCUGUACCACUGCAGUGAACCUCAUCCCAUCCUGCUCUCAUCUCCCCCACAUGUUAUACUGUAUUGAAUCCUUCUGCAGCGCUUCUUAAACGAUGGCUUGGGACCUAAAACUGGCUCCUGGCCUAACUAAGGCUGUAUUAUAGAAACGUACUACCCCAAGUCAAGAUUCCUCAUGUUUUGAAGAUAGGAUGACUAGUAAAUAAUGAUAAACCAUGACCUCAGAUGACCAUGCAUACUAAGCAGAUGGGAUAGGAUCUUUGAGUUAGUCCGUUUCUGUUAUACAGCCCAUGAUUUCUUUGGGACCUCACACUGAGACUACUAGCUUGUUUCACUGAAGGAGGGUCCCAGGAUCAGCCUGAGAAGCCCUGCUGUGGUGUAACAUCACCCGUUAUAUGCGCACAUGGCUUGUAAGUUAUUUUUGGAACAAUAGCACUGCAGCUAGCAGAAACUGCACUGUCUGGAACCACUUCGGCCCAUUUUUACACCUGUUGCAAGAUUACAAGUACACUAUUGGCACGACCCAUCUUUGCUGUUCAGGUGAUUCAUAUGUAGACGUCUCCCCUGCUUUUAAUUUAAUUUUAACGUGUGAGAUAAGUUUGUUCAAGGUUGCCUUUUUAUGUCGUAUGCGCUCACUUUUCUCCCAGUGAAAUUAGUAAAAAAAAAACUUUAUUCUCUCAUCAUCUGUUGCUGUAAAUCUGCAUCCAACCCAGAAAACAAUCCCAGUAUGACCCUCCUGCUCAUUCAGAUGUUCAACUUGCUUCCAGCCACAUUUGCUUAUCAGAGGAACAUGAACUGAAACGCUCUUUUCUGGCUCACUGAAAGAGGUCUUUAGUUCAUGCUCUCGUUUUCUCCUUUCCUUUCCCCUGCUCUUUGGGCCUCCCCGUUUAUGUUGCUCUCAUCUUUAGUCACACUUGUGCAAUUGCAUCACUCCUGCUCUCCUCUUCGUUCACUUCAUUUCAAAGAGGUACUAAUGAUAAAUAAGUUUGAUGUUGAAGCUACCUUUUAGCUGUAUUUUAAAAAACUACAACCGUCCUCCAUCCCUUCUCCUUCAUAUUCUUUAAGCAUGAGCAAAUCAUAUUGAUUUAACAUGGAUGAGGAUUGGUAAAAAUCACCACUUCAUUAUAUGGCCAUUUGAAGCUGACUAAUGCUGUUAACUUGGAGGAAGGUACGUAGAUUGGAUGGAUGGAUGAUAGAAGUAAUUGCAGAGCGCUGAAAGUGUUUUUCUAUGGUUGUCAACUGUUUUCCCAGCCCGCCGUCAUUAGUUUGCAUGACACAAUUAAAUAUAUCUAAAAUCAUCACGAGGGUCUAAUAGCAUAACUUUAAUGUUUCAUACAAAGCUCCCAUGAACAUCGGUGCAUUUUAGAAAAUGUAACGUUAAUGCUGAGUUUUGAUGUUUCUGAAAGCAUCUUGGCACAAAGUCAGUACUGUAAGUUUUGGGUAAAAUCAUACUGUACAUCUGACGCCAUAUUGCUUGUCCGACUUAGGAUUUUAGAUACCACAUUACUAGUCAACCUAGACGAGCUGCUGUAACCACUUCAGUCUUGUUGAUUCCAUAUCCGUUUACAAAACCUUAAGGAUAUUUUCUCGAAACCACCAUAAAACUCUUUAUUUCCAGGACUGUAGUCCGCUUACUUGUGGGAUAGAGGAGUAAAAAGACUUUACACUACUGUGGAUGUCAAGAUUCCUCUAUUUAGUGUGGCUGUACAGGGCUUCAGUUGGUACAUUUUGAAAGGUGUGUUUUUUUUUUAAUUUUAUUUAAGUGGCUCAUAUCAAGGCUGAAGUUAAGGUUUCGCAAAGAUUAAUACCUGGUCAAAGUGUGUGAAACAGGGGAGACAGAAAUAUGAAGAGACGUUCUUAGAAACGUCUAAAUACUAUAAUAAUCUCUGUUACACAAGAACAAAAUGUUAUUUAUCAUAAAAUGGGGGGAAAAAAAAUACUUUGGAUGACCGAGUCCAGAUCCUGGGGUGAACAUUUCUGGUUGUUUGCAGACUGGGCAGAGACAAAAAAAUUCAGCACCUGGAGACGAUGUAUUGGCGUCUGGUGCUUGUUUGAUCAAAAAAAAAACCCCACCACAUUUUGCUUGUUUUAGUUCUAGACUACCUUCUGAUAAGUACAGGAAAACAUUUUUUGUACUGCGUAGGUUACAAUAAAAAGAGGAUGUUGUACAUAGUAGUAGUAUAUCAACCGACUGACAGUCUCUCUCUCAGGUUAACCAAACGUAAACAAACCUCAUCUGUUUUUAUUUACCAGCCAUGUUGUCAGUUAGCUGUUUGCUGAGUUGGAUUGGCCACAGCUCUGGCCUAGGGUCAGUUUUGGUUGUGUGUCAUGGCGUAGUAUUUAAAGAAACAGAUUUGAAGAACCACAUCUAAAAGUCUACUUUUAACACAACUAGGAAGGUGAUUUUAGUUUUAAUGAGUAAAAGGAAAAAAGCUCCUUAACACCUAUACCUUGGAAAUGUGAAAUAGCAUGAAAAUAAAUCUGGACCAAAGUUGGAACUGACCCUAGAUCAGUGCUUAGUGGCUACAUUCAAUCCAGACAGAUGGGCUGUCUUUACAAAAAAAGGUUCAUUGGAAGUGAUUUUGUGAAAUUAUCUUAAGUUUGAAAAUGAGCCUAAAUUUAACCAGUUCAUUUUAAGUUAGUGAGUACUUUUAUUUUAGGAAAAAGUUACAUACCCUCGACAACAAAAAAAAGAAUCACAGAUCCUUCUCUUGGUCUUUUCUCUAUGUAUGUAUAUAAGCUGUUGUGGAUCCAUCUUCAUUUUCAUUUCUUGGCCUUUUACAGGUAAAAAACUUUUUUAAACAUGUUAAAAGAAAAGCUCCAUGUUUGAGAGUGAGUGUUAUAGUCCUAUCCGUAAACGACAAUGAAAGGGAAAACCAAGUCAUUAUGCCUUGUCAGUGUUUAUUUGUAUGUUACAAAUAAAGGAAAGUUGUUUGACUUUU